Molecule: messenger RNA, 8868 nt
Organism: Mixia osmundae IAM 14324
Lineage: Eukaryota; Fungi; Basidiomycota; Mixiomycetes; Mixiales; Mixiaceae
Exons: 25
Coding region: 1-8868 (2955 amino acids)
Biological process (GO): dephosphorylation
Molecular function (GO): phosphatase activity; RNA binding
Source: RefSeq, a predicted model, not a curated record
AUGCUGGCUCGUCUGAGCGAAUCAAUGUGCAGACUGGGUGUGGUCGAUCAGGCCAUUCAAGUGAAAAGUGCCAAAGGCCUAGCAGCGAGCUUAGCUAGGAGCACUGUUGCACGAGCGAGCAGCAUCUCGACUCAGCUGCGCAUUGUCCGACCCACUCCGAAUAGAGCGCCUUCACAGACUUUGGACGCAGCAUACAGCUCGCGGCAUGCCAAUCCGCCGUCUGUGCAGCAUCAAGCUAGCACACGAUGGCGCCAAGGGCCAGCACCUAACAAGAAGAAGUCAAAGAAGAACAAGAAGAAGAACGCGGGCGCCAAGUCAGAUGCGCUCGAGGCGAGCAACACUGCCGAGCUAGAUCCUACGGAGUAUGACGAAUCGGCGGACUACAUGACAGACGAGACUGGCGCACACAUGCUCAACGGCGGCGCGAAGUCGGAUCUCACGUCUGCUGCUAAUCUAGCACUGCUCAACGGUCUGGGCGGCCAGCUGAACAAUUUCCAUAGCCAGGCAGCAACAGCUGCUGCUAUGGCCGCCUCAGUGGGACAAGGCCAGCAUCAACAAACCCAGGCGGAACUGCUUGCUACCGCGAAUGACCUCUAUCGACAGAUAGAGAGCGCCGCGGCUGCUGCUUUGGCGGGACAUCUCCCUCCCGGCAGCAAUGCCAGUGGCAAUGAGCGUGCGAGUAAUGGCACUGUUACCGAGACUGACGAUGCCUACUGGGUCUCUUUGCCAUCCCACCUGAGAUCUUUCAUACGGUCAGCUUUACCCCUCGCAGCAGGCUUAUCGGGCGGCCAGCAAGGUGGCAAUGCUACCGCAGGCACAGGCGCAAACGGCAAUCCCGGACUAUCGCUGACGCCAGAGCAAAUGGCUCAAGCCGCCGCUCAGCUGGCUCAGGUCGUGCAAAGCGGUCACUGGUCGAAUCCGAAUGGACCUGCGGCGGGCGCCAAAGGUGUCAAUGGGCCAACGACCACGAUCCCAUUGGGCUCCUUCACUCUGCCGUUGCCGUUACAGGCGCAUCCAGACAACGAAAGCGAAGGCAUAUUCGAGGGCGAGGAUGAGGAGGAGUAUGACGAGGAGGACGUCUACUUCUCCGAAGACGAUCUCGAGCCGACGAUUGCACCUCCGAGCAAUGGCCCGACAGAAGCUAGUAAGAAGAGCAAGAAGAAGAAAAAGAAGAACAAGUCUGCUCUUCCGUCGCUCGAGCCAAUACCUGCCCCGCCGGCUCCCGUGCAGCAGCCCAUACCUGCAAGUAGGCGACCGCAACCUCUUGCCGCAAAGUCUGCUGUACCCGUCGUGCCCACUGCGCCUGCUGCGCCAGUCGCGCGCGCGACGGGCAAAGGUAAGGGUACUGGGCUCAUCCCGGCACCCACACCACAAUCCUUCGAAGCGCCUCGGCAGCCUGUCAAGGCACCAGCGGCAGUCACGAAACAGCCUGCAGCCAAUAACACCAUGGCUACGAAGCAAAGACUUGCUAACGGCACAGCAACGUCGACUGCAGUCGGCGCGCCAGGAGCCAGUAUCGCCGCAGCAACGGGCGGCGAGCGAGAGAAGAUACGCGACUUUUGGCUCGGGCUCGGCGAACUCGAGCGCCGAUCGCUGGUGAGGGUGGAGAAAGAAGCGGUGCUGCGCAAGAUGAAGGAACAACAGCGUCAUGGCUGCACUUGCGCAGUCUGCGGUCGUAAGCGGACAGCCAUCGAGGAAGAACUCGAAGUUCUCUAUGAUGCCUACUAUGAAGAGCUCGAGCAAUAUGCACAUCAUCAAAGACGUUGGGCGUCUUCAGGCGGCACGAUAGCACCACCGCCUGGUCCAGGACCCUUUCCAGGCAGUGUUGAUUUGGAUAGGAUCAGGCCGCCGCCAACAGCCGAGCAGCAGCCAAAGGCGGAUGCUCUUGCGCUGCGCUCUCGAGGUAGCAAAGGUUAUGUGCCGCCUGCGCGAAAGCCGACAGGGAAGACGUCAGAUCACGUUCACAGUCCGUCUUGCCCACAUCAUCAUCAUCACCAUCAUCAUACUCAUGCAGAUACGCCCAACACUACAGCCAACCGAGGCAAAGGUACCGCUGCUAUUGAUCCCUGUGACUACGACGAGGAGGAAGACGAGGAGGAUUACGAUGAUGAGGACGAUGAGGAGGACUACGACGACGACGAGUACGACGAUGAGCAGGAUCUACCCCUGCCGCCGACUCAGACCGUCGCGCGUACCAACCAGCGUAAAUCGGUAGCUCCUCUAACACCACCUCCCAAGAGGUCCGCAAGGACAGCAGGCCAAGAUGGAGCACACGGCGAUCUUUUCGGCUUCGGCAAUAGUCUCACGGUCAAAGAAGGCGGAAUACUCAGCGUAGCUGAUGAUCUCCUCAAGAACGAUGGCCAGAAGUUCCUCGAGAUGAUGGAGUCUCUAGCAGAUAAGCGCAUUCAGCGCGAGCGCGACGCAGCCGAAUCUUUCAGCGCUAUGCUCGAUGGCGAUAUGGAAGACGAGUAUGACGAAGAAGAGGAUGAGGACGAGGAAGACGAGGAGGACUACGACGACGAGGAUGAAGAUGAUCUCGACGAAGAGGAAGCGACAGACCUCGAAGACGGUGCGAUGACUGAGGAUCAGCGCAUGGAAGAAGGACGUCGGAUGUUCCAGAUCUUCGCCGCUCGAAUGUUCGAGCAACGCGUGCUGCAAGCGUAUCGCGAAAAGGUCGCGCAAGAGCGUCAACAACAGCUUCUGCGCGAGCUCGAAGAGGAGGAUGCUGCUGCUGCUGAGCGAGAGGCCAAGAAAGCCAAAGAUGCUCAGAAGAAGAAGGACAAGAAGAAGGCGCAGAAGCAGCAGAAAGAAGACGAGAAGCUGCGACGCGAUGCGGAGAAGCUGGCAGAAACAGAAGCUGCCAAAGCUGCUGAGCGAAAGCGACAGGAGGAUGAGCGCAAACGUGCGGAAGAACAAAGGGCGAAGCGCGAAGCCGAACGCAAGGCAAAAGAGGCAGAAGCCAAUCGCAAGGAGGACGAGCGCCGAAAGCGUCUCGAGGAAGAAGCCAAGCGUCGUCGCGAGAAAGAGGACAAAGCCAAAGCCGAGCGUGAAGCAAAGCAGCUCAAAGAAAAGGAGGAGCGCGAAAAGAAGGCUCGAGAGGAUGCAGAACGCAAAGCCAAGCUCGAAGCCGAGCGCAAGGAGCGCGAAGAGGUUGCCCGGCUUGCUCAAGAGAAGGAAGAACGCGAGCGGUCUGCACAAAAGGCUGCUGCUGCCGCUGCGGCCGCGGCUGCUGCGGCUACGAAGACUCCUGCUCGGGGGCAGGCUUCGGCGGGUCGCACUUCGUCCAAAGCGACUGCAGCGCAGCCAAAGUCACCUCCCAACACGCGAGCAAACGCGCCCUCCGCUGCCAAGGCAGUGCCUGGCCUUGCCAAGGCGGUUCCGGGACGUGCGCCCAAUGCGGCAAAGCCAAGCGGUCAGGCUGCAAACCCAAUUGUACCGCCUGCUAUUGCCUCUUCAUCACCGCCUCGAGCUACGGCGCAGCCUACUGUCCGGACGCCAGGUCCACCCGGCUUUUCAAAUAGCGCGAUGCGCAUGCCGAGUGCUCCUGGACAGCCUCUUAGUAACGAUGCGCAUUUCGGGCAGAGGGUGCCGGCAGUCUCUGGUCCUCCUGGAGGUUUGUAUCAGCCUAUCGGCCUGCCACAAGCUGCCCGUACGCCAACCGGACCGCAGACGUCAUACAUGCUUUCGCCGGGCAUACAAGCUGGCAAUCCGAUCUCGCCGCACACGUCGAGCCGGGCGUUCUCAAGCUCGAUGACCAGCAUGCCUCCGUCGAGUACGCAAGCAAUGAACAGCUUCGGCCUGGCCAGUGGGCCAGCAGGUCCGCCGAGGAAUGCGGAGCAAGUGCCGCAACAACCAAGUCAAGCACAUCCAUACUUUAGCCAGACCACCUCACAGCUCGCCGCGCUAAAUCUCGGGUCUCAGCCUGUGAAUCGCAAAGUCAGCAAUGAGCCAGUCAUUGGCGCCAUCGGUGGUAGCGAGUCGAAACGAAUGCGCAGUGAGAAUGGGAUCGCUUUCGACCUGCUCGAUAGCGAGGCCAUUUUGCGGUCAGCCUCACCUCCGCCGAUCUUGAAUGGAGGCGCCUUGCUAGAAGACCUAGAAGAGCCGCUCGCAUCUCCUAGGCGGUCUGGGCCAUCUGCCACAAGUGCAGCAGCGCCAUUCUACUCCGGCGUCUUUGGCCCUCCGACUUCAACAUGGGGCUCGUCUGGCAUCAGCGCAAGUCGACCGAAUGGUAUUGCCCCGGGUCCAAGUGACAGCAUCUGGCGAGGUUCAGCACCAACGCCAUCUGCGCCAGUGUCCGCGCCUUCGCCGUGGACAGCCCCAGCAGGACCGGUUCAAGCCUCACCGCAGCUCUCUGGUCGCAAUGACAUUGUCGAUCGUGCCCACGCAGCUUACAUCCGUCUAGGCGAGAUCCUAGGUCAAUCAGGUCAAUACGUGCUCGCAGGCGACUUGCAUCGAGUCUAUUCCAACAUGUUUGGCGACGUCAGCUCUCUCGACAUCCGAGGUUUCGUGGACGCUUGCGUCGCCUCGCGCCAUUUUGCAUUCCAGCAAGAUGGUUCCCAGUCGGACGCCGGCUUGCCAGACCGAGGCGUCGGCGGAGGUAUCAUUCUGCUUCCUCAUCCUCGUCAUCAUCGUCCUCGUCCAUGGCAGGCUGUGUCUGCUGGGCCGGAGCGAGCAGACUGGCAGCUUUCUUGCGUUCGUGGCGUCGUUCUGCCUUUAGUCUCUCGUGCGCCGCCUGAGCCGCAGUCUCCUUCGCUCUUUCUGCUGGUCCGCAUGCAUCCUUCCAGACUGUCAGGACUCUAUCGAGUUCUGCGCGCGUUUGCUCCAGUGCUUGACGAAGAGAGGACAGGCCAUUGGCUUCUAUUGGCGUUGGACACCUGGAUGGCUGCCACUUUGAUGUUCGCGUGCUCGACGCCCCGCCGCAACGUCAACAGCAAGCGACCAGCAGAUCCCAUGGCAGACGAGGAGCCAGAUCUCUACGGUGAUCUAUAUGGAGGCGAUGAUGGAUCUGAAUUGCCCAACUCGCCAGUCAAGGCGGAACCGACUCCGUCUAGCUCAAAGGCGCCUGCAACCGCUCAGCAAGCCGAAGCGACACCUGUGACAUCCACAUCAUCUGGACACGCGAAUGCCUACGGUAUCAUGCCCAGUUAUGCUUCCUUCAAUAACAUGCCCGCCAAGGUUUCUGCGAUCCCUAGUUUCUCAUCAGACACGCCUCAAGUUCCUACCUCUGGCCGUGGUGGCUAUCAACCCGUCUCAGAUGCUCUUCCGCUCUUCCAAGGCUCGAGAAACGACGCGCCCGAGCAAGCUAUCCCUGUCCCCGCUUUUCAGGCCUCUAGAUCUCAGGACGCUGAGCAUACCGAUCGUCCGGGGGUUGGAGCGUACGGCUCCGCGCCAAUCGUAGGACAUACUGAUCCACAAGAGUUCGAAGAGGGCAAAAUGUUUAUAGGCGGCUUGAACUGGGAAACUACCGACGAGGCAUUGUGGAGCUACUUUGCGCGGUUCGGCAAGGUUACGCAAAGUCAGAUUAUGCGCGAUCCCAAUACUGGCCGGUCAAGAGGCUUUGCCUUCUUAUCCUUUGACAACUCCGCUUCCGUGGAUGAGGUACUUAGGCAAGACCACUGGCUGGAUAACAAGAACAUUGAUCCCAAGCGAGCCAUUCCGCGACCAGGCGCGCCUCGAUCUUCUGCCGGUGUACGUCCGCCGGAGACUCGACCCAACAAUCCAGUGCCGAAUUCAAAUGAAGAGACCAAACUCUUCGUCCGCGGCGUGCCGCAAGGUGCGACGCAACAACACUUUUACGAUCACUUUGCAAAGUUCGGACCAAUGGAGUCCUGUGUGCUCAUGUUCGAUCGAACCACUGGUCUCAAUCGAGGCUACGGCUUUGUCACGUAUGUCGACCCAAGCAUCAACGAUGACGUUCUACGCGCUGUGCCGCACGAGGUUCUGGGAUCUCAUAUCGACGUCAAGCGGUCCAUAGCUCGACCACAAUCGGGUGCGCAAUCCGCCGGUCGCAGCUACAACAAUGAUCAAUUUGGCGGUGGCGGCGGAUACAAUCAGAGGCCGGGACCACCUGCAUCCGGUCCCGCUUACGGCGCAAUGCCAGCAAUGCCAGUCAUGCCGGGAAUGCCAGGGAUGCUAGGCUCGUCUGGGAUGCCCAACCAGUUUGACCCUGUGGCUAUGGCGGCCUUCUUUAAGCAAAUGGGCUGGGCCAACUUCAAUCCGAUGAUGAUGAUGGGUGGCAUGCCGACUGGUUCAGCGAUGCCGAAUCAAGGCGGUAUGAUGCCCGGCAUGCCUGGGCAACCUGCCACUGGAGGUCAGUACGGCAAUCGCGCGGGCUCAAGCUCGAGCGCAGACAGAGAUUCGUCGAGUAACGCAGGAGGACCGGAGCGGAGCUCAAGAUCUGAUCAGCCUUCGAGGUGCGAGGUGCAACACGUCAUUGAGGACGCGCUCGUCGACGAUUUUGAAAUUAACGUGUCGACGAAUCUGUCUAAGAGGCUGCCUCCAGCUCGCGGUCGUCUGCCGUUGGAAUACCACGUUGACAGGUCAUCGCAGAGCGCAGAGGUCCCGGCAAUGAGCCCAGCUAGCUACGCAAAACCGGUUGUCGUCGCUCUGACGCCGGGCAAGAUGAAUGCUCCUCGAGAUGACUUCAGAUGCGCAUCACAGCCAGACAACGCCAACGAGAGCAGGCCUGACAUCUCAGACUUGCCCAUGUGUUCGCUCUCUAGUCCGUCGCCUCGUUCACCGGUGAAAAGCCUGCCAUCCAUCCAAUCAGCCCCUUUUGUUGACCCAGUCGUCGGGAUUGCCACCGAUGCACCCUUUGAGUCGACCAUGGACAACACAAGUCAGCCCGGCAUUGCCUUAGCACCUUAUAUGCGCAAUCUUCUGAGCGCGGACUUGCUGCCGAGACUCGAGAGGAGCAAUUCGACUGCAUCGUCGACAUCGUCAAUCCCGUCAGUCUCACCCGUUCUGCACCCGUCGAGCAACCUGGCGACUUCCUCCGAGUCAACAGAUGGACAAACAGCAGCUCAUCAAACGGUAAUGCCGCAUACGCCGCAUCGACACGACAGUUCGACCAAUCUAACACCUUUGCAAGCCAUAGAAGUGCCAAUAACGAGAUCUGCCCUCGCCCAGCUUGACACGAAUGCCAAUUCAGCGUUCAUGGUUCCUGCUCCGGCGAGUCAAAUAGCCCAUGCGGCGCUGAUACCAACCGACACCCGUGACGCGCUUAGCAUUCGAGAUCUGCCGGAGCACGAUGGUGCUCACGAGGCCGGCACGAUCUGGAUGGAAGGACUGAGUCCCCUAGAGAUCGCGCUUUGCAAGAUGGCGAGCCAGCACCAUCUGUCUGCAUACAAUCUCGCAAAACGUCAAGUCGCUCAACGUUCUGUUCAAGCAAGCAAUACUACCGUUCAGCAUUCCAUGAGGAGCUCGCAAAUUCAGCAAAGACUACCUGCAGCACCAGCACCAGUCUCUUCUGCUAUCAAAAUUGAGACUGUACAACGAGAGCUCGCGAGCAGUGCACCUACACCUCCUCCUCUCGACGCUAGUCGAACGCUAUACGAAGAGGAGCCCGCAACACAAUCGCUCGGCAAUCCUUCUCUGCCUGGCAAAGCAGCAGCAAGCAUUGCUACGAAUAUCGUGCCGCCUGUUUCGGUAGCCGCCUGGUCCCUGACUUCGAAGUUAUCUGAAGCUGUCACCUCCGUUCUCUGGCCGAGUGUGCAGCCCUCGCGCCCGCAUGCGUCCGGCUCAGCGGUGCCGAGCGCAUCAAGUCAAUCCUCGACCGAUGCAUACAGCGCCACAAUGUCUGCUCGAGACGUGCAUCAGCGCGGUAGAAACCAGCCCGUAAAGGCGGUGCAUCCGUCUUCCGUCAAGACGAGCCUGACGCAUCCUAUGAACAUUUCGCCUUUGAUUCCGCCAGAGACACAAGAUUUGCUGUCAAAGCACAUCUUUAUUUGUCAGGACAGGCCUCUCUCACCACCGGCUUCUCGGCCAACAUCGUUCGAAAAGCUAGCUGAGGCGAUGCGUACUCAAGCUGGUCGACCCGUCAUGCAACCUUACAUUGUCGAGACUAGUCUACCGUUGUCCAUAGACUUGUGGGACAUCACCGGUCCUGAGCCUGCUCUGGCCAUCGCGAAGCUCAGAUCGGUACCUAUGACGCCUUCUCAUUCGAAUGAUCAGAUCAGCCGACCGACUUCUGACGUACGAAGCUCGCCUACUGUAGUAUCUGACCCGAUGAAGAUGAAGACGAGCAAGAUUGGCAACUUCCUUUUGUCGUCUUGUCCCGGCAAGAAAGUUCGCUUGACGGCGGAGCCAGCAGGCACAAAGCCGAGCGGUCGGUCGGCCAUUUGUCGGGAUCUUUUUCAGGAUCUGCAGCGCGUCAAGCAGGCUGGCGCUCGAGCGCUGAUCUGCUGCCUUGACGACGUCGAGCUCGAAUUCUUGGGCAAUACUUGGCCAGAGUAUGCCUCGGCGGCCGGACAGCUGAACCUGGAAGUCAUCAGACUACCCAUGGCAGAAGGCUUUGCUCCUGCUUCGGUGCAAGAGCUCGAUACGAGUCUGGCUUAUAUCCUGCAAAAGUACUCGCUGCAGGGCUUCAGCGUACUGGCACACUGUCGCGGCGGCGUCGGACGAGCAGGUCUCGUCGCUUGUUGCUGGAUGCUAAAGCUCGGCAUUGUCAGCACGCAAGGCUUCUUGCCAGGCGAGAGUGAGCAAGACGCAACCAUACGCAUCCUCUCCAGAGUCAUCGAUGUCAUCCGACGACGUCGCAGUAUGAAAGCGAUCGAGACGCCUCAGCAAGUCGGCUUUGUGAUGGAAUACAUCAGCUAUCUUAGGACAAGCGCCGUACGCAAGACUGCGAACCAGCUCAAGGCAAAAUGA